AUGAAUUCGAAUGAAGAUCCGGUCGACUACUGCCCGUACCGGGCAAACGUUGGCUGGGGCCAAGUCCAGACACAGGACUUCUCCAAGGUCAACUACUUUCAAGCCUCGGAUGACGAGCUACGGAAUGACGACGACGUAUUCGCCAACGGUCAGGUGUACCCCGCGCAGCCACAAGCUUCAUCAAGUAGCAAGAAGAAGAAGAAGAGCAAAAAGGACAAGAAGGCCGCCGCAGCACCACCAGCCCCGGCCAUCUACGACGAAGCACCAACACCCCCAGAGUACGCCGCACCAGAGACACCACAAGAAACCGUCUUCGCCGAUGAAGAGUGGGCGCCAAUAACCAAGACAAAGAAGAAGAAGAAGAAGAAGGGCCAGAAGGAGGAAGCUGCACCGCCUCCUCCCCCUCCACCGCCUGUAGAACCGGAGCCGACACCUGAACCCGAAGAGGAACCGGAACCUCAGCGCGAGCCAACAAUCCCGGAGGAGCCAGAGCAAGAACCGGAGCCUACACCUGAGCCUGAGCCUGAGCCCGAGCCCGAAGUCGUUGCAGAGCCGCCGCCAUCGCCACCUUCCAAAAAGUCCAAAGAGUCCGCCAAGGAGGUACCCAAAGAAACACCAAAGGAAUCCUCCAAGAAGAGCAAGAAAGACAAGAAGAAGGACAAAAAGAAGAAGAAGGGCGCCAAGGAGGCUGAACCGGAGCCGGUUGAUAGCCCCAAGUCCGUUCCCGCGGAAGACGCCAAGCCGCCCAAGAUGGACGAGCCAGAGGUCCCUGCUACCGACCGUAGUCUUGGGGAGUCCAAGGACGACGCCGAUAAGGGUGACUCGAGCGCCGUCCCAGCAGCUGCAGCCGCAGCCGCGAUUGCGACCGCUGGAGUAGCGGCCGUUGUUGCGACAGAUGCGGCAUCUUCAGACGCACCGGAUGCGCCCGCCAGCGAGGAGAAGCAGGAGGACAACGAUGCGGAACCCUCAGACACGCCUGCUCCUGCUCCUGAGCAGGAGGAGGCUGCGGCUGAAGCGGAAGCACCUGCAGAUCUCUCCACUGCUGUUGAGAAUGCAGAAGAAGAAGCUCCCGCAGACACUCCAGAUGCUCCUACAGAGCCUUCAGACGCGCCUGCUAGCGACGAGAAGGUAGAGAGCAACACGGAUGCUCCUGUCGAUGAUACCAAGCAGGAUGAUGAGGAUGCAGCUCCUAUGGACGCUCCCGAAGCUCCUGCAGAUGCACCAGACGCUCCCGCAGAUGCACCGGACGCUCCCGUGGAAGAGGAGAAGGUUGAGAGCACGCCUGAAGCACCCGCCGACGAUGAGAAGCAGGGUGAAGAAGCUGCUCCUGCAGAUGUUCCAGAAGUCUCAGAAGCCCCUGUGGCCGACGAGACGUUGGAGGAGGAAAAGGCAGCACCUUCAGAUCCUGUAGAUGCUCCUGUGGAGGAGGAGAAGCAGGAAGCUGAGGAUGCGGCUCCUGCCGACACCCCUGAUGCUCCCGCGGACGCGCCAGAUGCGACAGACGUGCCCGUCGCUGACGAGAAGGUCGAGGCUGCAGAUGCUGCUCCCGCAGACAGUGCUGAAGCCGCCGCUCCAGAAGACGAGGCUAAGGCUGCAGAAGAAGCCCCUGCAGACAGCGCUGGAGCUGCUGUGCCUGAGGAGAAGGUCGACAACGCCGACGAAUCACCAGCAGAUCCCACACCGGAGUCCGCACCGGAGGCUUCAGAUGAAAGUACACAGUCGACAGAACCGCCUGCCGCUGAAGUGUCUGAGGAUCCUCCAGCUGUCGAUGCCACCGCCAGCGUUCCUGAGGAGGCAGCAGGCGACAAGGCCGAGGGUGAUACGGCGGCCGAUGCUGCUCCUCCACCCGAAGACUCUGCUCCAGCUGAUCCUCCCCCCCCGGCUGAAGAUGCUGCGCCGGCUGAAGAUGCUGCGCCAGUCGAAGAUGCUGCGCCAGUCGAAGAUGCUGCGCCGGUCGAGGAGGCUGCGCCGGUUGAGGAGGCUGCGCCGGCUGAGGCUGCUGAUGAGGCUGCUGAUGAGGCUGCUGCUGCUGAGCAAACGGAAACUCAAGAUGCCCCGGCCGUUGACAUCACCGAUGAUGUACCGGCUGCCGACGAUGCGCCCAUCAAACCGGAGGAAGCAAGCGACAAGCCUGCCGAGGAUGCUCCUGCCCCCGAAGAAGCGAAGAGCGAAGAAAUCGAACCACCCGUUGCUGAGGCUGCCGAAGAAUCAGCGGCUGCCGAUACAACGUCCAGCGAUCCCGCAGAGGGAGGAGAUACACCCGAAGAGACUGUCGCCACCGAAGAGACCGUCGCCCCCGAGGACCAAGAGAAGCCAGAAGCCGCGGCGGCAGAGGUUGCGGAACCCGAAGCUUCCGCCGCUCCUGAAGAUGAGGCCUCCGCCCAGCCUGAAAAGUCGGCUUCUCCAGACCAGCAAGGUGACGAGGGCGCCGCGCCUGCGGAGGAAGACAAGGCAGAUGUCGCAGACGAGACCGCUGCUCAACCAGAUCCUGACACCACACCCGCAACUGCGGAAGCAGAAGCCAAGGACCCGCCCAGCGACACACCUCCGGCGGAACCCGUCAGCGAGACUACACCUGAUGAUGCGGCCGUGCCAGUCGAGGCUGUCAGCGAAGAACCAGCUGAGGCUGCUAGCGGGCAGCCACCCGAACCUCCCAGUGACGAAGCGGCACCGGCUGAGACUGCCACCGAGCCAGUAGCCGAGGCUCCAGCGGAAAAGCCCAGCGAUGCUCCUCAAGAGGAAUCUGCCGUUGAAGCUCCUAGCGAACAGCCUGCGGAACCUUCCGGCGAACAGCCAGCUGAAGUUGCAAGCGAAGAGCCAGUCGCGGCUGCCGCUGAGGAGCCGGCUGAGACUCCCGCCGAACAACCUACCGAUGGACCAACUGAAGCCGCCCCGGAGGAUGGUCCUGGUGAAAAGCCAGCCGAAGACACGGCUGAGGCGCAAGUCGAAUCAGCUGACCCGGCCGCUGAAGAGCCCGCUCCAGCCGAGGAGUCUACCAAGGAGCCUGUCGAAGAGCCAGUCGAGGCACCAGUCGAGGCACCGGUCGAGGCCCCAGUCGAGACACCGGCUGAAGCACCAGUUGAGGCUCCAGCAGAGGCGCCGGCAGAAGCAGCGGCUGAGACAGUCGAAGCGGCCGCCGAGGAGCCCGCCGAGGCGCCCACCGAUAAGACCGCAGCGGAUGCCAGCAUCACCCCAGAAGAAGUACCGGCCGCCGAGAUCCAGCCUGAAGACGCAGCCCCAAUGGAGACUCCUGAUCAGCCAUCAACCGAGGAAGCCUCUCCCGAAGAGGAAACCGAGGACAAAGCUGCCGACGCUGCCCCCGAGGCCAAGCCCGAAGAGGAUCCGGUUUCAACGUCCCCUGACGAGGAAGCAGCACAAGACGCACCCGUGUCAACUGAAGGUAUGGACCAGUACGAACUGAUUAGCGACGGCAAAGACUUCACCUUUUCGGAAGCAAAUCUCAACACAGAGACCAAGGAUGCUAAGACAGUAACAGAGCCAGUCACGGAAACCAAGGAAACUGCCACGGAGGAUACCCCUGCCGAUGUUCCCGCCGACGCACCAGUGGAGCCCACUCCGGUUGCGGACGCGGACCCUGCGGCCGAACCGGAACCGACUCCGGAAGCCGAGACCGCGGCCGAUGCGCCCGCAGAGCCUGCCGAACCGGCCGAAACUCAGACUCCGGAUGAUGCCAAAGCAGAGGAAACAGCCGAGCCCGAACCCACUCCUCAGGAGGACGACGUUCCAGAGCCUGCCGUCGAGCAAAGUAGCGAGGAAGCCCCUGCCGCCGUGCCGGAGCUCGCCCCCGAGAGCACCGAAGCGGAGACCGCUGAGGCCGCGCCCGCGCCGGACAGCCAAGAUGAAGUGGCCGAGGCCACCGCUGAAGCAGACUCGACGCCGGAAGAAAGCAAGGCUGAAGCGACCGAGACCGAGGCCGCUCCACAGCCCGAGGCUUCCGACCCUGCGCCAGAAGUCGUCGAUACGCCGGCGGAAGAGACCAAGGACGAGGGUGACGAUGCUCCAAAGCCCACCGAUGAGCCAGCUGCUGAACCGGUCACUGAUGAACCUGCCACUGCUGAACCUGCCACUGCUGAACCUACCACUGCUGAACCUGCCACUGCUGAACCUGCCACUACUGAAGAGGCUCCUGUCGUUGACGAGAGCCCCGCCGCGGAGGCUGCGGCUGUUGACGGCGGCGAGGCCCCAGCUGCAGAGGAAGCACCCACGACAGCACCUCCCGCAGAAGAAGCUGUCAGUGCUGAGCAGGCUCAAGAGAGCCCUGCCGACACCCAGCCCGCUGAGGAAAGCGUUGAGGACCAGCCUGCAACUGCCGAAGACAAGCAAGAAGUUGCAGUGCCAGCCCCCGACACGGCCGAAGAGGUAGCUCAGCCCGAUGCACCUGCUCCCGAGACUGAAGAAACCCUUGCGGGUGAGGAACAAGGCAAUGACAGCCCCGCCGAUGGCGACGCAGCCCAACCAAGCAAUGUCGAAGAGGAACAACCCGCUGCAAUCGAUCCACCCGCAGCAGAGGAGACCGCGGAAGACAAGCCUGUUGUUGAAGCUGCCCCAGAGGAAGACGCUCAGCCUGAAGAAGCCACCGCUCCAGCAGAAGAGACUCAAAACGAGAGCGAAGACGCUCCCGCCCCUGCUCCUUCAGACGAACAACCGGAAGCUUCUGCCGAAGAACCCAAGGAAGUCUCUGCUGAAAGCGAGGCCGCUCCUGAAACUCAGGAAAGCCCCGUCGGUGAUGAGGUCGAAAAAGCGGUUGUCCAAGAGCAAGACACCCAGCCAGACUCUUCUGCAGACACAGCCGAGGCACCAGCUGAGGCACCACAAACCGACGAGGCAAAGGAACCCGAGAGUGAUCCUGCAGCUGAGCCUGUUGAAGCCAGCGAACCGGAACAGCCCGUUGAAGCUAGCGGGCCCGAGGAACCGGCGGCCGAAGCCGGCGAGGCCAGUGAAACUGCGCCCGAGCCUGCCGAGCCCGUCGAAUCUGAGCAACCUGCAGCGGAGACGGCUGAGACGGCUGAAGCUGAGCAGCCUGCCCCGGAGCCCGUCGAGGCCACAGAGGCAGAGCAAGCUGCGCCUGAACCUCAAGAGACCAGCGAGCCUGCCACGCAGCCCGAGGCCGACCCGGUCGAGCCGAGUGAGGCCGUGGCAAGCCCUCCUGAGGGCGAGGAAGCUCCUGCGGAACCUGUCGCGGCCGAAGCCCCCGCUGAGCCGGUCGUUGCCGACGAAGCUCCAACUGAACCUGCUGUAGAGGAACCUGCUUCUGAGCCAGCUGCUGAACCUGCUGCUGAGCCUGCUGCUGAGCCUCCUGUGGCCGAAGAGCCUCCUGUGGCCGAAGAGCCUCCUGUGGCCGAAGAGCCUCCUGCGGCCGAAGAGCCUCCUGCGGCCGAGCCUGUUGCAGAGGAGACCGCCGCUGAGCCUGUCGCGGCUGAGGAAAAGCCCGCAGAGCCAGCUCCUGCCGAAGAACCCCAAGCCGAGCCAGUCGCAGACGAACCUUCUGCUGAGCCUGCUGCGGAGCCUGCCGCGUCUGAGGAUGCCCCUGCUGAGCAAGUCACCGACGAACCUGCUGCUGAGCCUGCCGCCGAGCCUGCUGCAGCUGAAGGAACUCCAGCUGAACCAGCUCCAGAGGAGAACGCUGCAGCGGAAGAAACUCCGGCUGAACCAGCUACAAAAGAUGCUGCUGCCGAGCCUGCUUCUGUUGCUGCAGUUGAAGAAGCGCCAGCUGCUGAGCCAGCGGCCGCAGAAGAAACUCCAGCAGAACCAGUUACGGAGGAACCAGCUGUUGAGUCUGCGGCGCCCGAUGAACCCGCCGCCGAGCCAGCCGUCAAUGAGGAACCAUCCGCAGAACCAGUUGCUGCUGAUGAGACACCUGCUGCUGAGCCUGAAGCUGAGGAGUCGCCAGCUGAUCCUCCUGCCGCUGAAGAGCCUGCAGCUGCUGAGCCUGAGGCGGAAGCACCCCAAGCUGAACCAGUCGCAUCUGAGGAGGCACCUGCCGAGCCGGCUGCGAGCGAAGAACCUCCUGCUGACCCUCCAACUGUCGAAGAAGCCCCAGUCGCGGAAGAGGCUCUCGCCGCUGAGGAAGCUCCCGCUGCUUUGGAGGCACCCGCUACUGAGGAGGCUCCUGCCCCUGAAGAAGCGCCGGCCCCAGAAGAAGCCCCCGUUGCCGAGAAAGCGGCUGAUGAUGAAGUCCCGGCUGCUGAAGAAGCCCCCGUUGCGGAAGAGGCUCCUGCUGCGGAUGAAGUCCCGGCCGCUGAUGAGGCCCCGGCGGCUGAAGAACCGGCUGCUGAGGAGGCCCCGGCCGCUGAAGCUCCUGCUGCUGAAGAGGCUCCUGCUGCUGAAGAGGCUCCUGCUGCGGAUGAAGUCCCGGCCGCUGAGGAGGCUCCUGCCCCUGAAGAGGCUCCUGUUGCUGAAGCAGCCCCGGCUGAACCUUCUACGGUCGACGAACCUGCUGCUGAGGAACCAGCUGUUGAAGAGGCUCCCGCUGAGCCUGCUGCUGAAGAAGCCGCCGCUGAACCUGCUCCGGCUGAGGAACCUGCUCCGGCUGAGGAACCUGCUCCGGCUGAGGAACCUGCUCCGGCUGAGGAACCUGCUCCGGCUGAGGAACCUGCUGCUGAACAAAUUCCUGUUCCUGAGGAAGCCCCUGUUACUGAGGAACCGGCUGCUGAAGAAGCUCCUGCUGACCCUGCUCCAGCUGAGGAAUCUGCACCAGCUGAGGAAUCUGCACCAGCUGAGGAAUCUGCACCAGCUGAGCCUGAAGCGGAACCCGCGACAGAGGAUAGUCAUGCAGCCGAGAUUGCCGCAGGAAUAGCGGUUGCCGCUGCUGGAGCGACUGCUGCGGCUGUUGUGGCUGACAAGUCUGCGCCGGAAGGAGAGAAGACACGAGGUUUGGAUGUUGAGGAGAGCAAGGACUCGGUGCCGCCGAUUCCUAGUGAAGAGAAACCAGGUGAGAAUACCCCUCCUUCCCCCGAUUCCCCCGAUGGAGAUGCACGGGAAGGACCGGAUGGAGAGAAUCCCGAGGGCGCCGCCGAGGAUGUCCCGGAAGAUGCCCCGAACACAGAGGAAGACGAUGCCGCACCGGAGCCCACUGGAGAGGAGACCGAAGUCCCAGCUGGAGAGGCCGCCGACCCGGAUGCCCCCGAGGCACAGCCACAAGGGAGCGAUGGCGCGCCGCCAGCCGAAGAAGAGGUUUCACCGCAAGAGGACUUGACGACGACCGCUGAAGAGCCUGGGCCAGAGCCAAGCCCACCUGAAGAUGAGGACGCCGCCCCUGUCGAACAGACCGAGCCCGAACCCGCGCACGAGCAAGCCGAGCCGCAAGAGCCUGAACAGGUCGAACAAGAGCCCGAGAACGUCGAACAAGAACCUGAACAAGCUGGGCCACAAGAGCCUGAGCCUGUUGAGCCGCAAGAGCCUGAGCCGCAAGAGCCCGCUGAGACCGCUGAGCCUGCCGAGCCCGUUGAGCCUGUUGAGACUGAACCGCAAGAACCUGAGCCAGAACCUGAGCAAGCUCAGCCACAAGAGCCCGAGAACGUCGAACAAGCAGCUGAAGAAGUCGAGCCGCAAGAACCUGAGCAAGCCGAGUCACAAGAGCCUGAGUCUGCUGAGCCCGCUGAGCCCGAGCCAGAACCUGAGCAAGAGGCCGAACAAGUCGAACAAGAACCAGAAGCAGUCGAGGUACAAGAGCCUGAGCCCGUUGAACCGCAAGAGGAUCAGGCACUUGUCGAAGAAGAAAGUUCCCCAGCAGAAGCCAAUCCUGUCGAAGAUGCACCAGAAGAAUCGACAAAGGACGCUCCAGACGCCGACGAUGCAGAUGCUGCCAUCACAGGAGUUGCAGCCGUUGGUGUUGCUGGCGUCGCAGGCCUGGUAGCCAUAGAUCAACUUGGCAAGGACUCCGACGAAACUAUUUCCCGACGCGGUUCUUCAGACAAGCUCACACAGACUCUUGGUGGCAACAUUCCAAUGUCAGUGUCCGCUACUCUUACGGGAUCAAAGCCAGAAGACGUCGACGUGGAUGCCAACUUCAGCCCGGUGGAGAAGGAAGGUUUUUCAGAUCAAGGCACGCAAACAGACAGCAGCUCUGUCUUCGGCUUCAGGCCCUCGACUCCAGCUGUGAUCCUGCCCGAUCUUUGCGAUCCUUCAUCACCAGCCUCCAGGGCGAGGGCAAAGGCACUCAGGCGGCAACGCAAGCUCUCGGUUGCUCGGGCCGAAGAACUUGUUGCAGCGGCCGUGAUUAUCUAUGCUACGGCCCAGACUCUCAGCCCUCCGAACAGUCCCUCCUCCCAGGACAGCACACAGCUCAUCAAGGCUAUGCCCAGCUUGGAUCAACAGUUGAAGAUGAAGCCAAAGAAGGCUCGAGCAUUUUUCUCGCGGGUCCUACCAAGCCUUCUUUCCAGACGCAGGAGUACUACCACUAAGGGAGCGGAUACAGUCAAUGAGUUUGGUGCUAACCAGUCUAUAGAAAGAAAGGAGGAGCGCGACAAGCACCGCCGACACCGCCGUUCUUCCCACUCUUCCCACCAUCCGUCUUCAUACUCCAGUCGCCGGGCUGAGGAAGAAGGCCGCGACAGCAGUCGUCGUCAUUCGUCUCACUCCCACCAAUCUUCUCACCGCCGUCACCGCACCGACAGCGACCGAUCAUCUUACCGAUCUCGCGACACGGCUCCAAGCACGCCCCCGAGAACGCCCAAGAGACAAGACAGUGGCUUCUCGGAAAGCCCACAGACACAGACCACCACCCGCCGCCGCCGUCACAGCGAGCGAAGCGAAGGUCGCAGUGAGCAUACGGAGAGAAGCGAGAGACGUUCUGAGCGCACUCCUGAGGAGCAAGCAGCUCAUGAUAGAAGAAAGGAAGAGCGAAGACUUGCAAGAGACAAGGAACGUGCUCGCGAGCGCGAGGCCGAGCUCGAGCGGGAGAGGGAGCAAGAGCGAAGAGAUAGAGAGAGAGACAGAGAACGAAGAAGAGAGAGGGAACGGCAGCGCGAGCGUGAGCUGGAGAGGGAGCAAGAGGAGAAGGAGAGAGAGCGCCGUCGCAGCACCAAGGGAAAGGAGCCAGAGAUCCUCGACAGGUCACAGGAACCCAUGGAGCGCAGCCACCGCCGUUCUUCUCGUCGUCACAGUACCUCGGAGCACAACCGCCCCGAGCGCGUUAUCCCGGAGCGCACCUCCAGCAAGCGAGAACGCAAAGAUGUGCGAGAACCCUCGUCGGACAGGACAGGGCCUAGACGAUUCUUCAGCGUCAGAAACCGAGAAGGUACGGCUUCAUCGGCAGCAGCCCCCCCUCAGGAUCCCCCCCUUGCCAAGGACGACAUGCCAAUGGAUGACGACGCAGGACACCAAGACGCAGCGGCUACUCGCGACAUUCCUAAUCGGACAGACACCACGCGUUCCAGGCACCGUCACCGCCGCCAUUCCGAAGACGGCAGCGGCAGGGCUAAGCUCCAGAAAGUGCGUGACCAGGUCGCCGAGGAGGCCAGGCGAGUGGCAGAGGAGAAGCCCCGCUCGAAGCAUUCUUCUCAUCACUCCCAUGCCAGUCCGGACGACUCUCGCCGCAGAGCUCGCGAGGAGGGCAGGAAGAAGACGAGAGAUGUGGAGAAGGAGAGGGAGCGGGAGAAGGAGAAGUCUGGCGGCAUCAAGGGCAUGUUCAAGAAACUGUUCAACUGA
Messenger RNA from Colletotrichum siamense, 9669 nucleotides. RefSeq lists its product as uncharacterized. The record is from RefSeq and is a predicted model, not a curated record. NCBI's taxonomy places the organism in Eukaryota, Fungi, Ascomycota, Sordariomycetes, Glomerellales, Glomerellaceae. The coding region runs from base 1 to 9669 and encodes 3222 amino acids. The transcript is spliced from 2 exons.